AUGCAUGUGUCUAUUCCUACCGAGAUCCCUGAGUGGGACGUUUGGACGCGAAGUCUAUCAAAGGAUUAUCACUGGGAAGAUCCAGCGCCCGAGCAAGCUCCUGCUCGAGGCCGGGAGGCUUGCUGGGAGUACAACAACGGCCUGUCGUGCACUAAAGCAUCCUGCCACAACAUUCAUGACGAUGCGGUGAGGGACAAGGCUAUCGAGAAACGGACGAUUGCAGCGACUCCGAACAAGAAGCGCCACAACAAGCAGAGCCCUCCAGCAUCUGACAUUACUCUCCAAAAGAACCUCGAUGGCACUAAAAGCAAAGAAGUUUGUCGGAAGUUUAUCCAGGGCAACUGUACGCGUCACAGGUGCCCGUUCAUCCACAAUGCUACCGCACGGGAUAUCCCCAAGGCUGCGAAUGACCUAUUUAAGCAAACUUCGUCUCAAAACGCAUCUUUUAACAACAACAAGCUCAACAGUGCCGACCCGUCGCCUGAGAAGAAACACCCGUCAAGCGCCCAACAAAACCAGAAGAGGCUCUGCCGCAACUUUGCCAAAGGAUACUGCUCGAGAGGGAAUGACUGCCGCUACUCCCACGAUAUUCCGGCCACCAAGCCAAAGACAGAAAUCUUGCCCACCGACCAGAAUUCCUGGCCCAAGAAGUCUAUAGUUAAGGAGGCUUUGCCCAUGAACCAUGGCGAUCCAGGCAAAAGCGACCAGAAGGCCCCAAAGAAGCUUUCGUUCAAGAAAAUCCAGGCAGCCGAGCAGGCCAUCGCAUCCCUCAAGAAUCAGCAACCAAAGAUGACUUACGCAACUGUAGUACUUCGCUCAGGCACACAAAAUUACAACGUUCGAAACAAUCAUUCAUCUAGGGAUAUUCCAGCUGCGGAGGAGACCACCGUACCCAAGAAGGAUCUACCAGUCAGGAAAAGUUACUCGGCUGUAGUGUCGCCUCCAAGCACAAUAGCUCACAAGACUCAGGGUGAUGUAUCGAAGAUGGAAGUGGCAGCGAAGCCCAUCGCCCAGAAAAUUGCUCCUCCACCAGAGCUUCCCAACGUCAUGACCACCAAUUUGGGCAUUGGGGCAUCUUGGGAUUCCAUCACCUUGAAGAAGUGGGCGGAGGCCAACCUUAGACCUGAAGUUCUGGCUCAAUACCUGAAGGCCUACGGAGGAUAUCUCGACCAGGGCGUGAUUCCCGUGGCCGCUCUCCAUGCCGACCCCAGCAAACCUCGCCCCAAAGUCCGAAAGGCGAAGUUCCGGAACUUUGGCAUCCUUCCCUUCGAGCUCCGUGAGCAGAUAUGGAACUACGCCCUGGAUCACGUACAUUUCGAUUGCCGUGUUGGCUUACGCCGCAAGACACAUGACAGCAGGCUCGGACUAGAUCCCACAAUCAGAAUUACAAGAUGCGGCCCAUCGCCCCAGAUACUGAAGGUCAAUCACGAACUGCGAGAGCUAGCUUUAAAGCGCUGGGAGCGCAAAUUCCCCACCAAAACCUCGAGCGUUCGCCACUGCUUCUUUAAUUUCGCCAAUGACCGCCUGUUCUUCAAUGGCACUGCUGCGUGGCAACUGAUACAUAUCGCGCAGGCCAUCCUCCCACAAGAUCGAUGCCGCGUCCGAUCUAUUGCCAUCCCUCUGCGCGACUUUGUCCACGGAAGCAAGGAGGACUUCAUCAAGACAGUUAUGCUUUUCAAGAAUUUAGAGGAGCUAUGGAUCGUAGUCGGUGAUAGCAAGGAGGAUGAGGUUUAUUCGAAAAGUCACUUUACAAAGGCAGUAUGGGAGAUGGUCCGCAAGGCUUGGAUCCGAACGUAUGCGGGUAGGCGUGUGCCCAGUAUCUGGAAACAGAUCAUUCCAGCGCUUCGGGCUAAGUAUUAUGGUAUUGAUGGUCUUAUUUGGGACGCGAAGGUGUUUGUUUGA
Messenger RNA from Venustampulla echinocandica, 1902 nucleotides. RefSeq lists its product as uncharacterized. The record is from RefSeq and is a predicted model, not a curated record. The transcript is spliced from 2 exons. Lineage: Eukaryota; Fungi; Ascomycota; Leotiomycetes; Helotiales; Pleuroascaceae. Bases 1 to 1902 code for a protein of 633 amino acids. Gene Ontology annotation, molecular function: metal ion binding.